CGGUACUUCAACUUACCUCCGCGCUGCGGUAACUUUCUUGCCCUUGCCUCAACCCCCCCUGCUCAGCCAGCACUAUCAGACAUGACCAACACUCGGAGACGACUCCUACUCGCCUGCAACACCUGCAGAUCGCGAAGAGUCAAGUGCGGCGGGCAGCGGCCGUCCUGCGCCCCGUGUCGGAUUCGGGGGCUGGACUGCUGCUAUCCAAAGCUCCCCGAAAGCCCAGCAAACCGAGUAGAAACAGAAUUGGCGAAUGUCAGUGUGCGUCUCGACUACCUCACCGCGCUGCUUUCCAAACAGCCCAAGGUCGUGCCGGGCAGUGCGCUGGGCUCGCACGAGGACUCCCCAUUUCGGUUGCUGGCAACUCGGUCUAUCAUGCAUGUUCUCGGGCUCGAAGCCGACUACGCUCAGGGUCUCAUUCGGCUUGAACGAGCGAACUUUAUCGUGGGCGCGGGCGCCUCGCCGCGCAUCUUCUUUAGCUCCCAUCACCAACUCGCGGACUCCCUGGCUGCCUUCUCGGAUCGUAUUCAUGGCUAUUACCCCAUCCUUCCAUUGGAUUUUACCGAGGGAUAUUUUCAUCUCUUGUCAGAGCCGCUAACGCCCUCGUCUCACAGCUGCUUGGCUCUACUAGUGGCAGCAAUCGGUGGCGUCGUGCGCGGCCAGAGCUCCGGAGGCCCAUACUAUGAAGCAGCUCUCUCAUCGCUCCCUGUCGUGCUUGCGGAAUGCACGCUGACGAGCAUUCAAUGUCUUGUUUUCUUGAGCGUAUACUACUGCUGCCUUGUUAAGCCCUUUCAAGCGCACGACUACUGCUUGAUAGCUGCUUUUAAGAUCCAGAAUCUUUUCAAGUGUGGACUACAAAGUACGGAAAGUGAUGCUCUUGAGCUGGCCCAUCGAACGUAUUGGGCGAUAUUGUUGUGGGAGAGCGAACUAAGCGUCCAGCUAGACGUUGCCAAAAGCGACAUCUGGAACUUGGAUGAAUGCAUACCUCUCCCCAACUGCCGUCGCACCUGGCAAUUUCCACCACCACAGCCCUCCAACAGUCUCGCCGGCGUCUCCCCGGCAAGCGCCCACUCGAGCGAUAGCACUAGCACGACUGGAGACCAGACGCAAUCAUUCUUUCUCGCUGAAAUCGCAAUGCGCCGACUGUUGCAUCGUUGUAAUUCCGCCGUUACUUACUCGCCAGAUAACCGGCCUAGCUACGCCCCCGGAAUUGCGCUUGAGUUGGAACGCCAAGUGGACGAAUGGUACGAAUAUCUCCCUGCGAACAUCCGGUUCCCCAAAGAAACCAGCCAACUCCGCGCGGACGGUGCCGACUUAUUAUCGUCCAAUUUCCUAAAUGUUCAGUAUUACUGCUGCAAGCUGUCUAUCUACUGGCCAGCCGUUUACCAGGCCGUACAGGAUGGUGCCGUCAGCGCCCACCUCCGCGGCCACUGCCAGCGAUUUAUUGAUUCCUAUGUGCAGCUUCAGCCGAUGAUAUGCGUUGCUAUGAAUAUCUGUCCGAUCUACAAGUGGACGCUCUCGAUUACCUUUUUUGUGACCACGCUGGCUGCUCUAAAGGUUCUAGAUACCCCGUGUCUAAACGGUGCUAGUCUCGACGAAUUACGCCAAUGCCUUUUCUCCGCUGCGGCUGCGGACUGGAACUGUGCAGAGUGCAGUGCCUCGUUACGAAUCCUGCAACAUACACUGAACCGCCGCCUCCAAGAUGCAGGGUACCUCGCCAGCAACAGUUCAUAGUGCAUAAUACAACACCAAGUAAUGUUGAAAUAAGAAAUGAUCCCGCUGCUCGAUUAUCGUAGUUUCUCG
Aspergillus versicolor CBS 583.65 is the source of this 1803-nucleotide messenger RNA. RefSeq lists its product as uncharacterized. Lineage: Eukaryota; Fungi; Ascomycota; Eurotiomycetes; Eurotiales; Aspergillaceae. The record is from RefSeq and is a predicted model, not a curated record. Gene Ontology annotation, biological process: regulation of DNA-templated transcription. Gene Ontology annotation, molecular function: DNA-binding transcription factor activity, RNA polymerase II-specific; zinc ion binding. Bases 82 to 1734 code for a protein of 550 amino acids. The transcript has 5 exons.